This is a messenger RNA of Trichoderma atroviride IMI 206040, 1564 nucleotides long. RefSeq lists its product as uncharacterized. Lineage: Eukaryota; Fungi; Ascomycota; Sordariomycetes; Hypocreales; Hypocreaceae. Gene Ontology annotation, cellular component: cytoplasm. Gene Ontology annotation, molecular function: alcohol dehydrogenase (NAD+) activity; zinc ion binding. The record is from RefSeq and is a predicted model, not a curated record.
CUGCAUCUGUAGCUAUAGCUGAGCUAGGCUAAUGGAAAAAAAAAGGUUUAUAUAAAUCACAUCUGCUCGUCACCUCCAUCCAGCUGUUCCUGUCUACAUCUCCUUUUCAUCAUCAACAACUCUCCAUUCACUCAAUUGACUCGUUUCCACAUUAUAGACUCAUACACAAAAGUCAAUUCCCUAAUACACACACCUUCCAUCCAUCAUGGGCAGCCUCAAUCUUCCAACCGAGCAAUGGGCACAAGUCGUCGAAAAAGUCGGCGGACCCGCCACCUACAAGCGAAUCCCCGUCCAGCAGCCCGGCCCCGAUGAGGUUCUCAUCAACGUAAAGUACUCGGGCGUCUGCCACACCGACCUCCACGCCAUGAUGGGCGACUGGCCCCUCGACACAAAACCCUUGCCCCUCGUUGGCGGCCACGAGGGCGCCGGCGUCGUCGUCGCCCGCGGCAGCCUCGUCACCGACAUUGAGCUCGGCGACCUCGCCGGCAUCAAGUGGCUCAACGGCUCGUGCCUCAGCUGCUCCUACUGCCAGAACAGCGACGAGUCGCUCUGCAAAAAGGCCCUGCUGUCGGGCUACACCGUCGACGGCACGUUCCAGGAGUACGCCAUUGCCAAAGCCGCCCACGUUGCGCGCAUCCCCAAGGGCACCAACCUCGAGGCCGUUGCGCCCAUCCUCUGCGCGGGCAUCACCGUCUACAAGGGCAUCAAGGAGUCGCUCGUGCGGCCCGGCCAGACAAUCGCCAUUGUCGGUGCCGGCGGCGGCCUCGGCAGCAUCGCCAUCCAGUACGCCAAGGCCAUGGGCAUCCACGCCAUCGCCAUUGACGCCGGCGACGAGAAGCGCGACCUGUGCCUCAAGCUCGGCGCCACCACCUUUAUCGACUUCACAAAGAGCAAGGACAUCGUCGCCGACGUAAAGGCCGCCACGCCCGACGGCGAGGGCCCCUACGGCGCGCUGCUCGUCGCCGUGCAGGAGAAGCCCUUCCAGCAGGCCACAUGCUAUCUGCGCUCAAAGGGCGUCCUGGUCUGCAUUGGUCUCCCCGCCAACGCCAACCUCUCUGCUCCCGUCUUCGAUACCGUCGUGCGCAUGAUCAACAUCAAGGGCAGCUACGUCGGCAACCGAGCGGACACGGCCGAGGCGCUGGACUUUUUCGCACGAGGACUGAUCAACGUUCCUUACAAGUCCAUUGGCCUGAGCCAGCUCCAGAGUGUCUACGAUUUGAUGCACGAGGCCAAGAUUGCUGGCCGCUAUGUUGUUGACACCUCCAAAUAGAUGUUGUGUGCUUGAAAAAAAGUGUUCAAAAGCUCAACAAACAAGAGAGUUAAAAGGCAAGAAAAGAUAAUGAUUCAGAUACAAAUCUAGGAGUAUGGGCUGGCGGUUUGGUGUGGGCGUGGGCGUGGGCAUGGAAGAGUUUGUUGUUUGUUGGGCAAGGAUUGACUUUCCAUUUGAUAUGUACUUAUAAGUGAUGGCGGGGUGUAAAGGUAACGAGAUUACGGCAGCUGUUUGUAUGCGAUUAAUGAUAUGAAAUAUGAAAUAUGAAAUCUACUUGAUCAGCUUGUUCUUUUC